This is a messenger RNA of Scutellospora calospora, 576 nucleotides long. Lineage: Eukaryota; Fungi; Glomeromycota; Glomeromycetes; Diversisporales; Gigasporaceae. The record is from the annotation of a GenBank genome assembly.
AUGUGGACAAGUGGAAAUAAAGUUAUUGAUGAAUUUAUACAAGGAACUCAAUUAAAAGCAUUGAAUUUUUAUGAUGCCAUAGAAUGGAUACAAUUUAAUAAACUUAAAGAUAUUAAAUAUUUAGAUAGAGGCGGAUUUAGUAAAGUAUAUUCGGCAAUAUGGACUGAUGUAUAUAUAACAAGUUGGGAUCAUCAAAUAAAACAAUGGAAAAGAUAUGGUGAAAUGUCAGUAGCUUUAAAAUGUUUGGAUAAUUCUCAUAAUAAGUUUGAAGAGUUUUUACAAGAGUCUCAUAUAAAUAUAGAAUAUGGAAGAUGCACUAUAUGGUGUCAUGGAUUAACUAGAGAUCCAGAGACUAAUAAUUUUAUGAUGGUUUUAGAAUGUUUACGCCCAUCAAUUAAAAGUGAAAUACCAUAUCUAUUUAAUCAGCUUAUUAAUCAAUGUUGGGAUACUAUACCAAUAAACCGUCCAAAUGCAAGUACAUUGCUAGCAAUAAUUAAUAAUUGGAAAAUAGAAAUAGAUGAUCCAAAUUCAGAAUUAUAUGUACAAAUUAAAAAAAUCCGAGGGACUAAAAAGUGA